Stomoxys calcitrans (stable fly) is the source of this 6377-nucleotide messenger RNA. It is a transcript of the gene Arms, whose product is annotated as kinase D-interacting substrate of 220 kDa. Gene Ontology annotation, molecular function: protein binding. Bases 950 to 6175 code for a protein of 1741 amino acids. NCBI's taxonomy places the organism in Eukaryota, Metazoa, Arthropoda, Insecta, Diptera, Muscidae. The record is from RefSeq and is a predicted model, not a curated record. The transcript has 13 exons.
AUUCAUUUCGUAAAAUCAGUUUUCGUGGAAAUGUGAAAGAAAAUCGCGAAAAAACAAAAUAUUAACCAUCAAAUCAAAUCAAUUCUACUUCAAAAUUGUGUUAAACCUACUAUAAAAUGUAGGAAUUCAUGAAACCAAAAAAAUAAUAGUGAAAAUAGCAAAAUAAAUACAUGCGACGAAAGCAAAAAAUCGUAAGGCUGGAUGUUUGUUUUUAAUGCAAUGAUGAUGACAACAAAAGAAUUUUAAAGUUUUUUAUUUUACCCCGCAAAACAAAAGCGACACCAAAGUGAUUAAUUACAAUUUUCUGUCUGUGGCAAAGAAGUAUUUGAACAAAUUGAUAGAUUCAUAGAUUGAUUGCCCCUAACGGAAAAAGGGCAAAAAAUAAUUGAAUUGUUGUCUGCAUUUUCUCUGAUAAAAAAAAAUCCCACAAAAAUUAAUGCUCUUAAAGCAACCAAGUGCUAUUGUUGUGAUAUCGAUUCGGCAUUUUGAGUAGUGAAUUAUAAUUGAUUGUGUUGUGUGUGUGUGUUCCAUGGAAACGCUAUUGUUUCCACACUUGGCUAAUUAUCAAAAAAAGCAAAGAAAAUUUACCUAAAAAGCGGAAACAUCAAGAAAUAGUGGAACAGGCAUUGUUUGUAUAGCUCCUGCACACCUUUGUCCCGGCCAUCAUCAGCUGGUAUAUGCGGCACAGUGGUACAUUUAAUGAAUUGACCACUUAUCCUGAACAUUUUUACGGUUUAUGUGGCUAUUUGUAUAACAGAUGGUACUUUAUGACCCACCAGCAUCGUCACCAAUCUCACCUCUUCUUAUUCUUCUUCUGUUAACAAAACAACACCUACUUCACAUACUUGGAUAGGUUGGCCAAACAAACGACAUUCGAUUCUACUUCUGCCACUGAAACAGCCAAAGCUUAUAACAAAAUUUCUUUUUUUUUUUAAAUUCAUAAUCCAAAAUGAAGAACGACAAUGAUGUUGUGACUAAUCCCAUGGAAGCAAAGGAGCAGUGUGAAAAUUUAAUACCCACGACAUAUGGCAGCACAUGCGCCACCACCGAUCAAUCCAAGUCGCCUUCGUUGCAUGCGGUCCGUAAUGUUGUGACCAUAGCCAAUGAGAGCUCACGCUACAACUCUCCCACCAUCAGUGCUUUGGUGCGUGGUCUACAUCAGACGGGCACCCGCGAUUUACAGACGCUGCAUUUGCCUCUCUUCCAGACAGACGAUGAAGAGGAGGAGGAGGACGACGACAACAAAGAGGAUAAGAAUGGCCUUAAAGUUAAAAUCAAGGCAUCGGGUAAAAAUUCCAAAGAAGCGGAAACAAAAAAUGUCACACUGAUCCAUAAAUCUUCGCUGCUCAAUUUUCAUCUGCAUCCACAUUCACCGAAUAGUUUGUUAGCCUUCACGUCACCAACCAAAAACAACCACCUGCAGGCAUCCGAACUCUCACCGCAUUCGUCUUUGCCGCGUCUUAUUGUUAACAUAGAAUCUGCUGGGGAUAAUAACAACAGCGAAAUUGGUCGCAAAUUGUCCGAUUCGUCAGAGGUGCCCACGAGUCCAGGACGUCGUUUCAGCCAGUUCAAUUUUAAUUUGAGGCGAUUUUCACAUGCCCAUAAUGCGACGAACCUCAAUCGCUUUGGAGAUUCUAUGGGUUCGUUGGGUCAUCGGGCACUUCUGCAAUAUGUCGAGGUUAAUGACAUAUCCGGUCUACGCUCUAUCUUAGACAGUCGCCAUCUGUCGGUUGAUGAUCGUGACGAAAAUGGAGCCACAGUGCUUAUGGUUGUGGCUGCUCGUGGCCUAACUGUAUUCGUUCGAGAAUUUUUGGCACGUGGCGCCGACAUACAGGCUGAAGACAAUGACAAUUGGACAGCAUUGUUGUGUGCCUCAAAGGCGGGACAUUUUGAGAUAGUGCAAUUGUUGUUGGAUCAUGGAGCCGAUUUAGAACAUAGGGAUAUGGGCGGUUGGACCUCUCUAAUGUGGGCUGCCUAUCGUGGCCACACCGAACUUGUUCGUUUCUUCCUCGAUAAAGGUGCUGAUGUCAAUGUCCAUGGCAAUUAUCAUUUGGGCCCUUUACUAUGGGCUGCUGGUCGUGGUUUCAAGGACAUUGUGGAAAUGCUGGUAACCCGUGGUGCUAAGGUCAAUGUGGGCGAUAAAUAUGGCACCACCGCUUUGGUUUGGGCCUGUCGCAAGGGCAACGUUGAGAUUGUAGACACUUUGCUGAAGGCCGGUGCUAAUGUCGAUACAGCUGGCAUGUAUUCGUGGACUCCACUGCUGGUGGCCGCCUCAGGAGGACACACUGAAUGUGUCACCUCGGUGUUGGAGAAGAAACCCAAUGUCAAUGCCCUGGACAAGGAUGGUAUGACGGCUUUGUCUAUAGCUUCACGCGAGGGCUAUCAGGACAUAGCCGCAGCUCUAAUAGCUGCCGGAGCUUACAUCAAUAUACAGGAUCGGGCCGGUGAUACUCCCCUCAUACAUGCCGUCAAGGGUGGCCAUCGCAGUGUGGUGGAAGCCCUACUCAAAAAGCAUGCCGAUGUGGAUAUACAGGGCAAAGAUCGCAAAACCGCUAUUUAUACUGCUGUGGAGAAGGGUCACAAUCAGAUCGUUAAGAUACUGCUGCACACAAAUCCUGAUCUCGAAGCUGCAACCAAAGAUGGCGACACUGCCCUAUUGAGGGCAGUGCGCAAUCGUAACUUGGAAAUAGUACAAAUGUUAUUAGACCGUAAGGCCAAGGUGGGUGCUAGUGAUAAGAGGGGUGACACAUGCCUGCACAUAGCCAUGCGUGCCCGUUCGAAGGCUAUUGUGGAGGCCUUGCUGAGAAAUCCCAAAAACAGUCAAUUAUUGUACAGAGCCAAUAAGGCGGGAGAGACGCCGUAUGCCAUUGAUACGGCCCAUCAGAAGACCAUAUUGGGCCAAGUGUUUGGCUCGAGGCGCUUGAACACCAACGAAGACUCCGAGGGCAUGCUGGGCUAUGAACUAUACUCCUCGGCCCUGGCCGAUGUGCUGAGUGAACCCACGCUGACCACCCCCAUCACGGUGGGCCUUUAUGCCAAAUGGGGCAGUGGCAAAUCGUUCCUGCUUAAUAAAUUGCGAGAUGAGAUGACGAAUUUCGCCCGCCAGUGGGCUGAACCUCCUAUAAGAACAGCUGGUCUACUAUUUCUGGUGUGCUUCCAUUUGGCCUUGAUCCUAGGCACCAUAGUGGGUUUGUGCACUUGGUCCUUUACCUGGGGCCCGGUGGCUGGUGUUUGCAUUUUGGCCUUUACCUAUCUCCUGCUUGCCAUCAUACGUUAUUGUAACUAUCAAAUGGACAUGUACUGGGCCUAUUCCAUUGACCAUGGCAUACAGAAGCGUAUUGGACGUUUAAGACUGAUCUUCCAAGUGGCCUUUUGCCAUCCCCCCGGCGCCCAAGCGGAUAGCCAGGCCAAGCCAGUGCGUUUCCAUUUCGCCGAGGCCAGCAGUGCUUCGCCCACCGGCGAGGGCGCAGUGGCCCACAUGCUGGCCGCCCUCUUUGAGGCCAUCGAAAUCCACUACGGCUGGCUAUCAACUCGCCUGUAUAGAGCUUUUCGUCCCAAGCCCUUGAAAGUCACCGCUGGCUGGCGCUGGCGGCGCAUGUGCUGUGUGCCCAUUGUGGUAAUCUUCGAAAUUGGUUUGCUAACGCUGAUUGCGGGCAUUUCCUUGGUUGUGGCCUAUUUUGCCCAUGGUUCCAGUGUGGAUGGCAACAAUGUGUUGGUCUCCAUCUAUGUGAUAUGUGCUGUGCUAGUUACAAUUAUUUGUACAAAUCUCCAUGUGUUGGCCAAAGCCUUUGGCGCUCUCUUCACAUCGCAGGGACGCCAUCUGAAACGCACCAUACGUUCCAACGAAGGGGCUCCGCUCACCGCCCUGGGCGCAGAGGUGGCUCUGAUGACGGAUAUGAUAAAAUGCCUGGAUGCGUUCACCAAUCAACAAAGUCGCUUGGUGGGAGUGGUAGAUGCCUUAGAUUCCUGUGAUACCGAACGAAUUCUCUCCGUUUUGAAUGCCAUACAAACGCUGCUCUCUUCGCCCAAUAGGCCUUUUGUGGUGUUAAUAGCUGUGGAUCCCCAUGUCAUAGCCAAAGCAGCGGAGGCCAAUAGUCGGCGGCUGUUUACCGAAGGCGGUAUUGGUGGUCAUGAUUUCCUGAGAAAUUUGGUGCAUCUACCGGUGUAUUUGCAAAACUCCGGUUUGCGCAAAGUUCAGAGGGCCCAAAUGACGGCGCUGUUAUUUAAGCGGAACUAUGGAGAGCUGCAGGGUGAUGAUAUGCCCACACUGGGACAUUCGGUAUCGGCCAGACGUUUGUCAAAUGCCUCGGAGAUAAUGUCCAGCCAGGAGAAGCUGCGGGGACCUUUGGGAGGUGGCAGAGGAGCGCCCUCUGGCAAGAAAUCUCUAAGGCUCUCCGAAUCCGUGGCCAGUUCGAUAGGCUCGAAUCUGCAUCGCUUGGGUCAAAAUCCCCAAGGUGUGUUGGAUAUGUCUAAAAUCAUGUUAACCGAUGACUACUUCAGUGAUGUGAAUCCCCGUAGCAUGAGACGUUUGAUGAAUGUUAUCUACAUAACUGUGCGUUUACUGAAGGCAUUCCAAAUCGAUUUUAGUUGGUACCGUUUAAGUUCUUGGAUUAAUUUAACUGAACAAUGGCCCUUAAGAGCCAGCAUGAUUGUGUUACACCAUGAUCAGUUUAUGGAAUCAUUUGAUGAUAGUGUGCCCCUGCAAACCGUAUAUGAAAAGGUACGCCCCAAAUUGGCCUGCCUGCGGGAAGCUGCCCCCUUGCUGGAACUGGAUCGUGAUGAGCGUAAAUUGGAUGCCUUUUUGCAAUUGCAUAAAUCCGAUUUACUGGUGGCAGAUUUACGAAUUUUCCUACCUUUUACCAUUAAUUUGGAUCCGUAUCUAAGAAAAGUUCUGAAGGAGGACCAGCAAUCCAUUGAAGAUGAAGGUUCAGUAGUGCUACAAAAUCGCCCAAGCGUUCAACAUCCCGUUCGCAUGCCUCCAACGCCGACCACAUAUAUAACUUCCCCAAUGGGUCCUUAUCCACCAUAUCAGUUGUUGCAAAACGAAUUCUCUGCAGUUCAGGAAUUACGACAGCGUAAUCUGAGUUCCAGCACUGAACCACCACUGACGCCUUUACUAAAUUCGCCGGUCGAAUCUUUUGGGGAAGAUAUACUGCAAACCAAACUUUCGGAUCUCACAGUGGAGGGUGUCAUUAGUUUGGUAGAGCGAGUCGAAGAUUUGAGACCAGCCUUGUCCAAAUUGUCACCCAUCUUAAGGGAGAAUGCCAUUAGUGGUCGUGUUUUAAAAUACUGUGAACUCAGUGAUUUGAAACAGGUUCUAAACUUAAGUUUCGGCCAUUGGGAAUUGUUUCGAUUGCUAAUCACCACCAUGCGUGACUGUGAAAAGGUACAACGUAAAUUUAAGCCCACGCCAGCUAUAACGGAAAUUCCCACCCCUACUGUAGCUGUUUCAAAAGACACCCAUGAUUCUCAUUCUCUGGUUGUGGUGCCGAGUCAACCACAUUCUAGAAAGAAUUCCACCACAUCACAUUUGGAAAAACAGUCAAAAGUCCAUGAUUACGAUUAUCUGCAGGUUACCUUGGAGGAGCAAAUGAUUUGUGGUGCUUUACAGACCCUUAACGAGGAUGCCUUCGAAGAUGUGGCUAGCAGCGAACGACCCAGCCCCUCGGGCUUGCCCACAGACUCUGAAAUUCAAGGCAACAAUUCGAUGAUAUCGCCAACUUUGAUAAAUGGCAGUCUUUUGCCGCCAGCCUCACCGGUACAACCUCGGCGAGAUUCGAUACUCAAGCACCAGGGAAGUGUGAAAACGGACAAGCGAGUUUCCAUUAAAAAUACACCCAUGAAAGCGGGAACUAGUAGCAGUAGCGGGAUUGCGGGAGGAAAUGCUGCUACUUCUAACAUAGAAUAUAUUUCAGAAAAAUCGAAUGAGUCUACAAGUGGGAACAGUAAGAAAAGACAAGGCAAACCACCGCCAGGACCCCGUCCAGCUUCAUUGGUCAUAACCAAAAAUGAUGGCAGUUCCCAUUUUAAAUUGGUGCGUUCCGCCUCCAUUGAUUAUGAGGACAUUGAAUCACAACAUGUCACAAAUAUACAAAGACAAACAACAAAUCGUACUCUCUUGGAGCAGUUACAUGAAGAUGAAUCUGCCCCUCUAGUAUUUACCGUCCACAAGUGACAUUUUUUUAUUAAAUCAUAUUCUUAUAGAUUUAUUUAUUAUUUCAUUAUAUACACAAAUUGAUUUAUAUACCGUUUAAUAUUAUUCUUAUUAUAAUUCUAUAUAUGUAAUAGGUAUGUAUUCUCUAAAUAGGUGAAAUUGUUACACAAUAUACUUGAAAUGUACAAUUAAAGUAAAUAAAAAAAAACCAAAAUACACCACA